AAUGCAAGUUCUUGCUUCUAGCAACGUAUGGGGACUGAAAAUGAAUCUCUUCCAUUGGAGAAUGCUUCUAUUCUAUCGGAAAGCUCCUCACAAGAGGGACAUCGACUCUGGAUUGGCAAUCUUGAUUCCCGGUUAACUGAAUAUAACCUUCUAAAGCUACUCCAGAAGUUUGGAAAAGUCAAGCAAUUUGACUUUCUGUUUCACAAAUCGGGCCCACUUGAGGGGCAACCUAGGGGCUACUGCUUUGUCAACUUUGAGACAAAAGAGGAAGCCGAGCGAGCCAUUCAGUGCUUAAAUGGCAAACUUGCCCUCUCUAAGAAACUGGUAGUGCGUUGGGCACAUGCACAAGUGAAGAGAUAUGAUCAAUACAAAAAUGAUAAGAUUCUUCCAAUAAGUCUGGAGCCUUCUUCAAGCACUGAGCCAGUGCAGUCCAACCUGAGCAUUAGUGCAAAAAUAAAAGCAAUUGAAACCAAGCUUAAAAUGAUGGCCGAGAACCCAGAUGCCGAGUACACUGGGCCCCCAGCUUACUCAUACAAUAAGCCCACAGACAAAGUACAGAGUAACAAAUCACGAACUGCUCCCUAUCCUAGAGUUGUUCGAAAAUCCAAGCGAUGACUGAGACCAAGAAUACUUCACUUCAGUCAGACUCUUUCUUAUCAGAUUUCUUCGUAUGAUAUUCAGUGUCACUGUAAAAUUUAACAAUUGCUGCACAGUGACUUGAUAUAAUAUAAUUUAUUUUUCUAAGAAAACAAAUUUAAGCUGUUAGUCUUCAGAGCAUGUGGUUCAAAUGUAUUCCAGCAGGGUAAUUGGGAGUGCUUCGACUCUUCAUCCUGGAAAACUGAUUCCCUAAUCCCAGUGUCACUUUUGACCACGCUGUUUAAGACUGUGCCCAUGACUUUGGGUGCGACAGAAAUAUGGCUGUUUCUUGAGUAAUAUCGCUUAACAGCUUCUUGCAAUUUGUGGUGCAAGGAUGUUCUGCUGUGGUUUUUCAUGUAGGAUGCAUCCAUAAUCUUGCAAUUUUCUAUUUGACCAAGGUUGCUGCUGAAGGCCCUGGAUUAUAUGGUGAUAUUUCCCCUUUCUAUUUCUUUGCAAAUUUGGAAUCUGAAUACAAGUAUAGUUGCCGAUUUGAUAGCAAUAAACAUCAUGAAAAGUCUGAUAAUACAAAAGUUUUAUACUGACUGUAUUCGAAUUGAAUUGAAAGUUUGUUAGAUCAUAAACUAAUACUUGCAAAAUAGUAUGUGCUGGCUGUUUUUUUCCACAGUGUAACCAUGGUGAGUCACGUAGCAAUGCUCGAACAUUUGAGAGAGAGAGGCUAAGUUGUGCCACCUUGUAUUCAACUGCGCUAUAACUUUUUAAAAAUCCAAUAACAAAAUGUGAAUUGGUGAUGAUCCAGACCAGUAUGAAAAUGAUGGAAUAUAGUGAAGCUUCUGUCAUUAUAUAAAACUUCUCAUGAUACUGGUUAGGUUUUCAGUAAAGUCAGAAUCAAAGGUAUUGUGCAAUUGAUAAUGAUAGAUCCAACAUCCAGUCUGAUCCAACUUCAAGUCCUUGUAACGCUGUUUAUUUUCCCUGAUCCUGUAGACCAUCAGCUUUUUUUGCCUUUGUUCAUUAUUCACAAGCCUUGAAGUUCAUAAAUGUAUUGAGAUUGACAGGUAUAGCAUGUGACAAACAUCACUAAAGAAUAACUGAAAAAUACACUCCAGUGUUUUUUUUAAAUAAGACCAGACUUGUGUAUAUUUUUAAAGGAGCCUGUAACUUUUUAGUGAACCCUGAUCCGGCAUAUUCUUGUUCUGAGGACAUGAUUUGUAACUGAGUGUGGCCGCUGGAGAUCAUGAUAUGCACUGCUUGCCGCAUGUUAUAAGAGGUUUAUCAUCCUCUGCACUAAUCAGAAAUAGUUUUCUCCUUCAUGUGCAAGGGGGACAUGAAAACAAUUUAAACCAUUUGUAACAAAAUAUUUGCCAUGUAGUAACAUGAACAUAGCACUGUCGUGUAUUGUAAUGUGUGAACGUGGAUUUGUAAAUAUUUACAAAAAUUGAUACUGUUACUCCAAACAGCCUUGGAGUUAAAUUGGUUAAUGUUAUGGGGGUUGAAGUACAGAUUUAUGUUGUAGCUAGCCGAUGUCUUGAGCACUAUGACCGUGCAUUUUGGAGAGUGAGCCUUUCUUAUUUUUAGCCAAGCCACUAACUCAAUCUCAGGAACUGACUGGCUUUUUUUUAAUGUAAACCACCCAAAGUGGUAAGAUUGCUUCCUAUUUUUUUCCCCAAUCCUUGGUAUACAAAUCAGACCCAAAGUGACUGGAUAAUUCCUAUUCACAAUGGACUGAACCUAUGGACUUAGAGAGGGGGCCAAUACUUAACCCUAGGUUUUUACUUGUACAUUGAAGAGUCAUCCCUGGAACAGAUCAUGAUUUCAAUUAGAAACUGUAUUUUGUAUAUGUUUUAUGACUGAAUCCCUUUUAAAGGCAUUGUCCAUGCAAAUAAUGGGAAAAUGUUAAAGCCAUUCCUUGUGUAAAUUUGUUAUUUAUGGCUUACAAUUAAACACUUUUAUCUAAACAUUAGACUUUCAAAUCAUCAACAUUGAAGUAUGGAUGGAAAGUAUUGGUUGUUUUUUUUUUCUAGGUUUUAUGACUGGCAUAACAAGUUUCCAUUACUGUAAAGCCUAUUUUAUCUUUUGGAAACUAUUAAAAAUGAAUGUAUUUAAAA
This is a messenger RNA of Carcharodon carcharias (great white shark), 2699 nucleotides long. It is a transcript of the gene rbm18, whose product is annotated as RNA binding motif protein 18. NCBI's taxonomy places the organism in Eukaryota, Metazoa, Chordata, Chondrichthyes, Lamniformes, Lamnidae. The transcript is spliced from 5 exons. Gene Ontology annotation, molecular function: RNA binding. Bases 28 to 615 code for a protein of 195 amino acids. The record is from RefSeq and is a predicted model, not a curated record.